Molecule: messenger RNA, 2035 nt
Organism: Saccostrea cuccullata (small rock oyster)
Lineage: Eukaryota; Metazoa; Mollusca; Bivalvia; Ostreida; Ostreidae
Product: bone morphogenetic protein 2-like
Exons: 3
Coding region: 491-1756 (421 amino acids)
Biological process (GO): BMP signaling pathway
Cellular component (GO): extracellular region
Molecular function (GO): growth factor activity; cytokine activity
Source: RefSeq, a predicted model, not a curated record
AAAUUGACAUUAAGGGAUUAUAACGUGCAACGAGUUUUUCAUUAAGUAAACGAUUAUCUCGUUGACCGGAACAAAUAAUGAACUUUUCAAGACAUAGAAUUUAAAGUGUUGUUAUUUCUCGAGAAAAUUUAAAGGAAGCGGUGUACAGUUUGGCGACGGCCGCUUAUAAGUUUGGAACUUAUUAAUGCACACGUAUUCUCCUCAGAAUAAACCACCUGUUCCAACGAUAAACAUGAUUUAUUAAUACGGUGAUUUAAACCUUAUCCGGUUGAGAAUGUUUGAACCAUCAGAGCUAUUUUCGUUGAGGAACAAAUUUAGACCCAGGAUUUGCUAACUUCAAGGGAAAACAAACCUCUCACACACAAGGAUUAUUUACUUUCUGUAUAUAUCUGGAAUUUAUAGAAGAAUGUGCUAUGACAUUAAAUAGGGGAAUUAACAAACUAAUGGAAGACCGUGCAGGAACGCAGCUCUAUAUUAGUGCAUUUUCACAAUGAGUUUCUGUCGAUUUGGUUUUCUACUGUUGCUAGCGUGCACCGGGCUGGCUGGGACGUCCUCCUCUUCUUUACUGGGAUCAGCUUUUCCUUCUCACUACGACGAAAAUCGAAGAAGAGAGAUCAUACAAGCUUUUGAGAAAACUUUUUUAAAUCUCUUCGGAUUGAGAGAGCGACCUAAACCGAAGAAAGACACUUUUAUUCCUCAGUAUUUGUUGGAUUUGUAUGAAAAACACAGCGAGGACCCGGACUCUCUCGGAGAUAGCGUCAAUGUCAAAAGACGUGGUGCAGGGUCUGCCAACACAGUUAGAAGUUUUCUUCAUAAAGAGUUGACUACUGACGUCAUCAAUAUGGCGGGGUGCGGAGAGCACAACUGCGCCCAUUUUUACUUCAAUGUAUCCUCCAUUCCAACAGAGGAAUCAUUAACUGGUGCUGAGCUGAGACUCUUCGUUGAUCAAAAUAAUGAAACGAAAAAUCCAGUGGGAAACAGGAAACAGUUCAGACAUAAAAUUGAAAUUCAUGAAGUUCUCCAGCCGGAAACAAAAAAUUCUGAAGCCAUAACUAGGCUGCUGGACGUACGUCACGUUGGAGGAAGAAAUGCAUCUUGGGAAUCUUUUGACAUUCACCCAGCAGUAUUAAAAUGGAAAAAGACUCCUAAUUUAAAUCAUGGAUUAAAAGUACGUGUGUUAUCAUUUAAAAACAAACCGUCCACAGACUCUAUAAAACAUGUGCGUUUACGACGAGAUGUAGAAAGUGUUGAGGAAGUGUGGCAUGAGAGACCUCUAUUGGUGACCUUUACGGACGAUAACCGUGGGUCACGGACUAAGCGUGCCGCCAGUGAUAAAACAAAGAAAGUUAGAAAAAAUAGGAAAAAUAGAAAAAAUAAAAAGAGGAAACGAAAUAAGAAGAAAAACAAUAGAAAAAAUAAAACGAAGAGGAAAAAGUAUAAUGACCAGUGUCGCAGAAAAGAGUUAAAUGUAGACUUUAAAGCCGUUGGUUGGAACGAUUGGAUUUUCGCACCGCCCGGCUAUAAUGCUUAUUAUUGUGAUGGUUCAUGUCACUGGCCGUAUGAUGACCACAUGAAUGUGACAAACCAUGCUAUAGUCCAAGACUUGGUGAACUCCAUUGACCCUAGGGCAGCCCCAAAGCCCUGUUGUGUACCCACAGAACUCAGUUCGCUCUCUUUAUUAUAUACAGACGAACAUGGCACAGUUGUGCUAAAAGUCUACCAAGAUAUGGUUGUAGAGGGCUGCGGAUGCCGGUAGCCAUGAUGACCUUGUUAUUGUUAUUUGUUGUGAUAUUAUUUAUUGUGAAAAUGGAGGAACAAGUGUGUAAUGUGUGUUCUAACGCCUCUCGGAGAAAGCGUGUUCGAGAGUCAGCCUCAUAUUUGCUCAUCUUCAAUUUCCCAUUCAUUGACAAUCAUAGCAUUAUUUUCAUUUUACAUUGGAUUAUGAAAUUACCAUGUACUGUUAUAAUUUCAAAUUAUUUAAGUUCUUAUCAUUGUAAACAUUGUUCAAUUACAAAAUGAUAAAACAAACAUUCUU